AACAAAUAGCCCUAGCUAGAAAUUCUUCUCCAAUUCCCUUUGUUUCUCUGAAACCCUAACAACACUUUUUCUUCUCUCCCGAUCAAAAAUUAACUCAUCAAUGGAGAUUCUCUCUUAAAACCUGAAUAUAUCUUCAUAAUUGCUCAUUCUCCUCUCUUCCUGUCCUGUAUUUCUCAACAUAUCCAGCGAAAAGUUGCAGAUUUGUCCGUUCCUGGCGUGUUUCUGCAUAUAUUGAUUGGCUUUAGCUGAAGUUUUCCCAGUCUGCUUUACCUCAUCAUGGCUUCACUGGAUAUGACCCUGGAUGAUAUGAUAAAAAGUAGGAGAAAUACCGAGAGGGGUGGCAGGGGUCAAGGCAGGGCCCGGCGUGGAAGAGGGGCAGGGGGAUCAUUUAGAGGUGGAUUAUUUAGAGGUGGAAGGACAACGGGAGCUCCUCGUAGAGGGCCACUCGGCGUUAAUGCUCGGCCAUCAGCCUACACCAUUGCCAAGACUUUCCGCAGAACCAAGAAUUUGCCAUGGCAGAAUGGUUUGUUUGAAGAUAGCCUUAGAGCUGCAGGACUGUCAUCAGUAUUGGAGAGUGGCACAAAGUUAUAUGUUUCUAAUUUAGACAUUGGAGUGACUAAUGAAGAUAUAAGGGAACUCUUUUCGGAGAUGGGAGAACUAGUACGAUUUGCAAUCCACUAUGACAAAAAUGGACGUCCAAGUGGCGCUGCUGAGGUGGUCUUUGCCAGAAGAAGUGAUGCAUUCCAAGCUCUUAAGAGAUAUAACAAUGUGCAGUUGGAUGGGAAGCCUAUGAAGAUUGAAAUAGUUGGUUCCAACCCAGAAAUUCCUUUGUCAGCUCGUGUAAAUGUAGUUGGAGGAACCAACCGGAGGAGGACUGUUGUUAUGGCGCCGGGUGGUCCAGCUCGUGGAAGAGGAGGUGCUACUAGUCGUGGUUCUAGUCAAAGGGGCCGUGGUGGUUUUAGAAAUGCACCUGGACGUGGUCGAGGUGGCGGUGGCGGUCGUGGUUGGGGUAGAGGUCGUGGACGUGGUGGUAGGGGAAGUAACAGGGGUGCUGAUAAGUCAGCUGAGGAUCUUGACAAGGAGCUGGACAGCUACCACGCCAACGCUGACGCCAUGCAAACUUAGAUGUGUCACUGCUAUAACUUGCGACUUAACUAGAAGAACCGAAGAACCGAUCAAGUCUACUAUCUCUGUGUAUCCCGUCACCAAACUUAUGCUUUCCAGUUGUAGCUUCUUACGUUUAUGAUUGUACGAUAAAGGGAUUGUUUGAUGAAUGCUUUCUAAUCGUAAAUAGAGUGGUUUAUUUGUCUUCCC
Messenger RNA from Solanum stenotomum, 1314 nucleotides. Its product is annotated as THO complex subunit 4D-like. NCBI's taxonomy places the organism in Eukaryota, Viridiplantae, Streptophyta, Magnoliopsida, Solanales, Solanaceae. Gene Ontology annotation, biological process: mRNA export from nucleus. Bases 277 to 1125 code for a protein of 282 amino acids. Gene Ontology annotation, molecular function: mRNA binding. Gene Ontology annotation, cellular component: nucleus. The record is from RefSeq and is a predicted model, not a curated record. The transcript is spliced from 7 exons.